UUUUAUCUAUUUCCUUCUCUUGCACUUCAAGAAUCUGAUCGUUGGAGCUAUCCAUCCCAUGUAGAAUCUAGCGAGCUUCAUCAUCCUUCUCCUCCUAUUCAUGGUUGUUUGCAUUGCAGGGAGCUCAGCCAUGGUGUCGUACCAGGCUUUCAUGCUGGGAAACUCAUCAAGUGUUCAAACAUUGUUGUCAACUAUUACACUGGCCAAAAUGAAAAUAUAGAAAUCGGCGAUAGUUGGGUUAUCUACAGAUAACAAUAAAAAGCUUACCGUUAUCAACAGAGUAUGUUGUCUGUGAUCUUUCGAGAUAUCUAUCAAACUCUUUAUAACUGUGAAGCAUAUCUUGCUUUAUUUCUAGUUGUCUCUCAUCACUGAGAACAGGAGUUCCGAAUAAAGCAGGCCCAUAAACUAUCCGAAAAAAUCAAUAGCUGACUCUAUACCUAAACUUAUCAAUGCCAAAUUCUAGUAAUUGAUUUAUCUUUGCUCAUUGCUUGGCAUUAUCAGCUGGAUAAAGAUAAUGUGAUUUAUCAUGAGUCUGCACCAAAUAUUUACAGAUCGGAACUGUCUCCCAUAGUGUAAAUUCCCCAUCUUUGAUAGCAGGUAUCUUCCCAUUUGGAUUGAUUUUAAGAUACCAAUCUGUCUUGUUCUCUUUAGUGGAAAUAUCAAUGAUUCUUUCAGUGUAGGGAACCUCUAGAUGAGCAAUGACUGCCCCCACAAUCAUUGAGAAUUGGGAAAGAGUAUGAUGGUAAUGGAUCUGUUCUUGAUUAGCUUCCAUUUCUCCAAAUACUAUAUCUUUAGUUUCUAUUUUU
This is a messenger RNA of Moneuplotes crassus, 806 nucleotides long. The record is from the annotation of a GenBank genome assembly. Lineage: Eukaryota; Ciliophora; Spirotrichea; Euplotida; Euplotidae.